UAUCUCAAUUCCUCGUGCUAUCCCUUGCUCCUAUUUGGAGAGAUCACUGUAAACAAACUGUAAACAUUUCACUGUUGGACAGUUUUAUGAAAUUUUCAGCGUUUUAUUUUACAUUUAAAAGCAGUUUAUAUCAGUUAAUUCAUCUUUUAACAAUUGUUAAUUGACAAGUUUCUAAUCAAGAUGCCUGGUAAAAAACACUUUCAAAAAUCUGGCCUUGGGAAAAGCUUGGUUAAUACAACUAACAAACCAAGUAUGAAUAACCGUAGCUCAAGACACACAGCUGUUCUCAAUGAUGGGUCCGAUUAUGGGAAACUUAAUCUACGAAGUGUUACUCAAGAAAGUAGUCUGGAUGAAUUCAUUACAAUUGCCCAAAUGGCUGGAGAUGCAUUUACCAAAGAUCGAGAAAAUGUGACCAUUAUAACAAAAACAACAAGACAAGGAGUUUUGAGUGAUGAAGAAAAACAAGCAUUGAUCAAGGAACAAGAAGAGAAUUCAGACAUAAUUGCAAUCCCUAGAAGACCUCCCUGGGAUCCAGAUAUGAGUAUAGAAGACUUAACGAGAGCAGAAAAUGAUAGCUUUCUAAAUUGGCGUCGAAAAUUGGCUGAAUUUCAGGAAAAAAGUAAACUGACUUUAACGCCAUUUGAAAAAAAUGUUGAAUUCUGGAGACAGUUGUGGAGAGUGGUUGAAAGAAGUGAUGUUAUUGUUCAAGUGUUAGAUGCACGAAAUCCGCUAUUAUUCCUCAGUAAAGAUCUACAGAAGUAUGUUAAAGAAGUCGAUCAAAAUAAGAUGAACUUGAUCAUUCUGAACAAAGCUGACCUUCUUACCGAUACUCAGCGAGCUACUUGGGCCGACUACUUCGAAAGACAAGGCAUCAGAGCUGUAUUUUUUUCUGCUUUACAAGAAACUACACAGGAAAACUCAGAGGAAAAGGAAUCAGACGAAUCAAAAUCAAACUCCGGAAUUAGCGAAAGUGAUAAUACAAGUGAAGAUGAGAGUGAAGAUGAUAGACAAGAAGAUGAAAAUUCACGAUCACGUGAAAAAGAAUCGACAGAAACAUCUGACGAGCUCAAUCAAGUUGGAGUAAAAGAAAGCCAAAAGGACCCUGAAAGCUCUGAAACCAUACGCGAUAAAGAAAAACUUACGUGUGAUGGAAAUAAUGAAGAAAUACCAAUAAGUAAUAAUGAAGAAGGACAAGAAAAAGAAGGCAUCGAAAAGGAGGAGCAAGAUAACGCCGAUACUCCCGGAAAAAUUUUAGGACGCGAGGAGUUGGUAGAUUUUUUAAAAACUGUAUAUCCGGAUGAUCGACCAAAAGUGAAGGAUCAAUAUGUUACUAUUGGUCUCGUUGGGUAUCCAAAUGUUGGUAAAAGUUCAACCAUCAAUGCGCUGAUCCAGUGCAAAAAAGUGUCAAUAUCAGCAACUCCUGGUAAAACGAAGCAUUUUCAAACUUUAUUUCUCGAUGAUGACCUGUGCUUAUGUGAUUGUCCUGGGCUUGUUUUCCCUAAUUUUGUUUCAAACAAAGCAGAGAUGAUUCUUAAUGGUAUUCUUCCGAUCGACCAGAUGAAUGAUCACGUUCCUCCCAUCAACUUAUUGAUUAGUCUGGUGCCAACCUAUGUUUUCGAAGUUCAAUAUAGUAUCACUUUACCCCUUGAAACACACAAUGAUGUUCAACUUACAGCUGAACAAUUGUUGAAUGCUUAUGGAUAUAUGAGAGGAUUUAUGACUCAGCGAGGCUUACCCGAUAAUCCAAGAUCAGCCCGCUACAUUCUGAAAGACUUUGUCAACGGAAAACUUGUCUAUUGUGUUGCUCCUCCUGGAGUUGAACAGAGUGAUUUCCAUAAGUUCACUGAUCAUCACCGACCUCGACCUAGACAUAUUACUAGAAAACAAGAAAUCCUCUUGAAUUUCAACAGCUAUAAUGUUAAAUCCUUUGACAACAAUUAUUUUACAGCAAUAGCAUCCAAAGCUUACGCUAAAGGACCAAUCAAUGUUGUUAAUGCUGCACGAGUUAGUGGCCCAAAUUCAUCGAAAAAUGAUGUAACCAUGCCAGAAGUUUCCAAACCCUGGAGGCAACACAGCAAAAGAAAUACUAAACAAAAAUUGCGUAAACAGUUUGCACAUCUUGAUGUAAAAUGAAUAUGAUAUGUAAUGAAUACCUUUCCUUGUUCAAUCGGUGCUAUGUUUAAUAGAAUUGAUAAUUUGAUAAUCCACUGAUGUUACUGGAAGAUAUUUAUAAUCAAAUCAUCUGUAUCAAAACUCUGUACAUGUAUGAUAUUUUAUAAGAAUAGUAGGUGAUUGUUCGAGACAAUUUGAAUGCAGGCCCAAAAGAAAUUUUUGCUUCAAUCUUGUUUAAUUUGGGUUCAAAACAAAUAAUGCAUGAUGUCAAUUUAUUUUAUUAUCGUUGUACGAAUAUGUUAUACAAUGUAAAUGAUUUGAAGUCUAUGAAGA
Molecule: messenger RNA, 2445 nt
Organism: Tetranychus urticae (two-spotted spider mite)
Lineage: Eukaryota; Metazoa; Arthropoda; Arachnida; Trombidiformes; Tetranychidae
Gene: Ns3
Product: nucleostemin 3
Biological process (GO): ribosomal subunit export from nucleus
Cellular component (GO): cytosol
Molecular function (GO): GTPase activity; GTP binding
Source: RefSeq, a predicted model, not a curated record